Kazachstania africana CBS 2517 is the source of this 639-nucleotide messenger RNA. RefSeq names its product Vph2p (gene VPH2). The record is from RefSeq and is a predicted model, not a curated record. The transcript has a single exon. The coding region runs from base 1 to 639 and encodes 212 amino acids. NCBI's taxonomy places the organism in Eukaryota, Fungi, Ascomycota, Saccharomycetes, Saccharomycetales, Saccharomycetaceae. Gene Ontology annotation, cellular component: endomembrane system. Gene Ontology annotation, biological process: vacuolar proton-transporting V-type ATPase complex assembly.
AUGUUUGAGAUUGAAAUCAAUGAGCCACUAAAAAUUAAACUACAGGAACUCAAUGAAACAACAAAGAGAGAUGAAUUCAAUACUGAGAUCAAUAGUUAUUUGCAAAAGAAAAGUAUACCAAUUUCAGCGCUAUUAGAUUUUUACGAAACAUACUGGAAAGAUGCAAUCAGAUUAAAAGACCUUCUAACGCCAUUUGAUUUCAAAUUCAAAGAGAAAUAUGUUCCAGGAUCAGGAUAUUCUACUGAAUUCAAGAAACAAUUAGAACUCUUAAGUUUGAAAGAACAAGAACUUGAAUACCAAACAAUGAUUAGAAAUGACAAGUCGAUAACUUUACAGACCAUGAACAUGGAUAACGACAACUUAACAAUGUCUAAGAUUAAUAAACAGAUAAAAGAACAAAUCACUACUAUUUUCAAUAUCCUGAUAAGCGUACUUUCAGUGAUUUGGGCGAUUUGGUAUUGGUCUAAAAGUUCUGCUGGGUUGGCUAUUCACUAUAGAAUCUUACUAUGCUUAUUUUUUGGGUUGUUAGUCCUCAUCGCAGAGGUAGUGCUAUAUAAAAGUUACUUAAAUAAAAUCCAUGAUGCCAAAGUUAGAGAAAAAAAUAAGAAGGAAAGGAAGAAAAUAGUGAAGACACUUUAA